Papaver somniferum (opium poppy) is the source of this 1511-nucleotide messenger RNA. RefSeq names its product protease HtpX homolog. Gene Ontology annotation, biological process: CAAX-box protein processing. Gene Ontology annotation, cellular component: endoplasmic reticulum membrane. The transcript has 8 exons. Gene Ontology annotation, molecular function: metalloendopeptidase activity. NCBI's taxonomy places the organism in Eukaryota, Viridiplantae, Streptophyta, Magnoliopsida, Ranunculales, Papaveraceae. The coding region runs from base 80 to 1063 and encodes 327 amino acids. The record is from RefSeq and is a predicted model, not a curated record.
UUUUUUACACAGAGAGCAAGGGAAACACUCAUAUUCUGCAACCACUGUCUCUCUCUCUCACUCUACUUUCUCUGAUUGAAUGGCAUCAACGUGUCUUUCUUUCUUCUGUUCAUCAAAUUCUACUUUGAAUUCUUGUUCAUUGUUCAAUUCAUCAUCAUCUAUUCGAUUCAAUUCGGUAAAGAAGAAUUCAAGAAUUAGAGUUUCAUUAAGCAGUAGAGUUGGUCCAGUUGUAUUCAAAGAUCUCGAUGCAGAUGAUAUUCGGCACCCCCUCGAUAAACAAAAUACUUUGAUAUUGAAGGCAAUUCCUGGUUUAAAUGAAAUCGUCAAGGCCCUUGUAGGAACUGUGGCCGAGCAAGUCAUGAUUCUUGAGAAUAUAGGAACAUCAGUUCUUGUUGCUGAAAACCAGCUUUCGGAUCUUCAUAAAUUAAUGGUUGAGGCUGCCGAGGUACUGAACAUUGAGUCCCCUGAUCUCUAUGUUCGCCAAAAUCCUGUACCAAAUGCAUAUACUUUAGCUGUCAGUGGCAGAAAGCCGUUCGUUGUAGUCCAUACCAGUCUUGUAGAGCUUCUCACACGAAGGGAGCUGCAGGCAGUUUUAGCUCAUGAGCUGGGUCAUUUGAAAUGCGACCAUGGUGUUUGGCUAACACUGGCGAAUAUUCUUACCCUUGGAGCAUACAGUGUUCCUGGUUUUGGUGGAAUUAUUGCCCAGAGGUUGGAAGAACAGCUCUUCCGCUGGCUCCGAGCUGCAGAGCUUACUUGUGAUCGUGCAGCCCUUGUUGUUGCUCAAGACCCCAAGGUGGUCGUCUCUGUUUUGAUGAAAUUAGCAGGAGGAUGUCCGUCUUUGUCUGAUCAACUCAAUGUCGAUGCAUUUUUAGAGCAAGCUCGGUCUUAUGACAAGGCUUCUUCAAGCCCAUUCGGGUGGUAUAUAAGGAAUGCUCAAACAUCACAGUUAUCACACCCUUUGCCUGUUCUACGUGCUCGUGAGAUUGAUGAAUGGUCGAAAAGUCAAGAGUAUAAAUCCCUAUUAAGCCGUGCAAGACGGAUAAGUUCUGCACAAAAAGUGUAAACAAACAUAUAUAGCAAUACACGGAAGUUGGUUUGCAGCUUGAUAUGGUAAAGGUAAGCUUUCUAUGGUUGCACCCGCGAAAACAAAUUUGCUUAAAAAAUAUAACCGCAUAGUGUUGCUGGUGGUUGCAUGAGGCGAGACCUCAAUUUUUUUCAUAUGUUUUGUGUUAAUGGGGCCGAAUUCGCAGCUAUCUAGUGAACAUCCAAUAUAUUGAUGUUGGUUUCUAUGACAGUGGAAAAGGGAGAAACGCAGGAGAUUCUCCUCUAGGCUCAAAUUACUGUAGAUACAAUACAAAUACUUCAACACAACUGUCAAGUUUCAAGUAUAAAUGAUUGGUAAAGCAGGGAUACUGUUGUACAGAUCCAAUCCAAACUCUUCUACACAUAUCUGACGAUGCAUACUUUUUCAUUUUGUGAAAAAUUAUAUGCGUAGUAUUUUCUCUUUCUUA